CAUUCCGUACAGCUGUUGGUGCGUUCGCGAGCUAAAACUGCAGCGGCUACGGUGUAUGGAAAACGUGAAAAAUUCCAGUGUAACAUUCUUAUUGGUCAAUUGAUGGUUAUGUAAACCUGGUCUACAAUCUUUUCAAAAUUCAGCUGCAUAUCAAAUACAUACAUAUACAUACGUAAAUUAAAAGUGUGCAUUAUGUCGAUGGUUGUGCUUACUGGUCUAUGCCGCUUGCGGCCCGGGAAUGUCACGCGAUGUUUUCUAAUGCGACAACAACUACAUAGUCAUAUAUAUCGCCGGCACGUGCUCAGGAUGGCGGUGGUGACAAGGCACUACGUCCAAGCUCCUGAGGCGCGCACGCUGCCAGACGAGAGAUCCUUGUCAUCGCCUCCACAGAAGCAACAGCAGCAACAAAAGCAAGUGGAGGAACUGCUCUGCGAGCAAGUGACUUCACAAAGUCAGGGCGACCAACAGCAAAAACAGGAGACUCCUGAAAACUUGAGCAAGGACCCAUCGUUAACAAUGCCCUCUAGUGUCGAUGUGCCAUUCAACAUUGACUGGAUAUUUCCUAAGCUACGGCAGCCCUCAAAGCUCUGGUAUUUUAUAAGCCAAAUAGUCAUCACUGCAGUUGGACUCUUUAGUAAAUUUGUGCUUGUCUUUAUGAACAGAACGCGUGUUCAUAACAAAGAAAGACUUGUGGGUCUAGUAUCUAAGCGACCAAAGGGAGUGCCCUUAGUGACUGUCUCCAACCAUCAAUCGUGCUUUGAUGACCCCGGUCUAUGGGGUGUGCUUCCGGUCCGAUAUGUUUGCAAUACACUCCGUAUACGUUGGUCUAUGGCAGCACACGAUAUUUGCUUUACCAACAAAUAUCACUCAUGGUUCUUCAUCUACGGAAAAUGCAUACCGGUUAUUCGUGGCAUUGGUGUUUAUCAGGAAGCGAUUAAUUUGUGCAUUGAGAAAUGCGCGCUUGGCCAUUGGGUGCACGUCUUUCCAGAAGGAAAAGUUAACAUGACGAAGGAGGAAAUGCGACUGAAGUGGGGUGUAGGGCGUAUAAUCUAUGAAUCGCCCAAAAUACCAAUCAUUUUGCCAAUGUGGCACGAGGGUAUGGACGAGGUGCUGCCAAAUGUGGAGCCCUACGUGCUCAAGUGGCGAAAAAGAGUUACUCUUAAUAUUGGGCAGCCGUUGGAUCUAACCGACUUUGUGCAGGACCUUAAGAAUCAACAAGUUCCCGAGCCGAUGGCUCGAAAACUCAUAACAGAUAAAAUACAGGAUGCCUUUCGUGAAUUACGGGUGGAAACCGAAGAACUGCAUAGACAGCAAAAUAAGUGACUAGAAAGUUGACGGAAAGAUCGACGAACUUACGUAGACCUUAUUAAUUAGUGUUAAGCAUAAAAUGAAGCAUGGAAAACAGUUGUCUAGAUCUUGUUAUCUACAUAUGUAUAUUUUUCGUAUUGGCGCUUGCUUCCGGAUUUUAGCUUGAAAAGUUGCAAUUUUGUACAUUGGUUUUAAGAAUUGAUGCUAUAUAAAAAUUACUUAAAGUAUAAA
Molecule: messenger RNA, 1539 nt
Organism: Scaptodrosophila lebanonensis
Lineage: Eukaryota; Metazoa; Arthropoda; Insecta; Diptera; Drosophilidae
Gene: Taz
Product: tafazzin homolog
Exons: 5
Coding region: 193-1323 (376 amino acids)
Biological process (GO): cardiolipin acyl-chain remodeling; inner mitochondrial membrane organization
Cellular component (GO): mitochondrial membrane
Molecular function (GO): 1-acylglycerophosphocholine O-acyltransferase activity
Source: RefSeq, a predicted model, not a curated record